This is a messenger RNA of Nanorana parkeri, 2187 nucleotides long. It is a transcript of the gene GPM6A, whose product is annotated as glycoprotein M6A. Gene Ontology annotation, cellular component: neuronal cell body; plasma membrane; filopodium. Bases 233 to 1069 code for a protein of 278 amino acids. The transcript is spliced from 7 exons. NCBI's taxonomy places the organism in Eukaryota, Metazoa, Chordata, Amphibia, Anura, Dicroglossidae. The record is from RefSeq and is a predicted model, not a curated record. Gene Ontology annotation, biological process: neuron projection development.
UGCUGGUGUACAAUGGAAAGCUUUGAGGAGAGGAAUUAAUCAUCUUCACGGAAGAGUAAUUUGAAUGAGAUUCCACUUGACAGGCUGUGUGCAAGCAAGUCAGCCAGAGAGGGAGUGCGAGCAUCACACACAAGGCAGCCUGUGCUCCGGGUGCCCCCCAAACCUACACUGAGUCCCAGCACACAGCACUGCCAGUGUACUCCGCACAGCUUCUUCUACAGCACAACCGGACAUGGAGGAGAACAUGGAAGAAGGACAGACACAAAAAGGUUGCUUCGAAUGCUGCAUAAAAUGCCUUGGGGGAAUUCCGUAUGCAUCAUUGAUUGCUACUAUCCUGCUGUAUGCCGGGGUUGCACUGUUCUGUGGCUGUGGUCACGAGGCUCUCUCAGGCACUGUCAACAUUCUGCAGACCUAUUUUGAAAUGGCAAGAACUGCUGGGGACACACUUGACGUCUUUACCAUGAUUGAUAUCUUCAAAUAUGUGAUCUAUGGUAUAGCAGCAGCAUUCUUUGUCUAUGGAAUUUUACUGAUGGUAGAAGGAUUCUUCACAACUGGAGCCAUUAAGGAUCUCUAUGGGGAUUUCAAAAUUACAACUUGUGGCCGAUGUGUGAGCGCAUGGUUUAUUAUGCUGACGUACCUCUUUAUGCUCGCCUGGCUUGGAGUCACAGCUUUCACCUCACUACCGGUUUACAUGUACUUCAAUCUUUGGACUGUAUGUCGAAAUGCCACAGUAGUUGGUGAAGCUAAUUUUUGUUUGGACCUUCGUCAGUUUGGCAUUGUACCAAUCGGUGAGGAAAAGAAGCUGUGUACGCCAUCUGAAACCUUCCUGAGGAUGUGUGAAUCUACUGAUCUGAACAUGACAUUCCAUCUCUUUAUUGUUGCCUUGGCUGGUGCUGGAGCUGCAGUUAUUGCUAUGGUCCAUUACCUAAUGGUGCUGUCCGCCAACUGGGCCUACGUGAAAGACGCCUGCCGAAUGCAAAAAUAUGAAGACAUCAAAUCCAAGGAAGAGCAGGAACUUCACGACAUUCACUCCACCCGUUCUAAAGAGCGGCUCAAUGCUUACACAUAAAACUAAACUCCUUCAUUUGUAACAUUUCAGUUCUUUGUUGUUUCAACUAACAGCCUCCCUUCCAUUAUAAAAUGAAAAUGAAGUGCUUUUCCUAAACGAUAGGUGAGUGUCACCUAUCUCCAUAACCUUGAUUGACCAGCACUUUGCAUCUUCACAGUGGUCUGUGUGAAAAUGUCAUAUAAUAUGGAACACCCUAAUAGUCUUUCCCAAAUAGUCAUAAAGGUGACUGGUUUCUUAGAUGACAAAAAAAUUAACUGUUGAAUAAAGACGUCCGUUUCCUUUUUUAACCACUUUAUAUGUGUUUUGCAUAAAACAUUUUGCAUCGUUUCCUAUGUUUUUGAAGAGAAAGCUUUUUAUACUUUUUAGUUUUGAGUUUCAAAAACUACUUUUACCUACAGGUAAACCUCAAAGGGACCGUUGUACAGAAAGCAUGUACAAUAAUCUGCUUACAGUUCUGAGUUCUAAAUCAUGCAUGGGCUUCUUUAGUAAUGUAGUCUGUUGGCCCUAUGAGUAGCCACAUAGGUAUCACUUUUGUUUAGCAGAUUCAAGGUGCUUCUUUAUUGGUGUUAUGUAGUAUUAAUGUUCACUAUUACAACAUCAGUUUAAAACUUCUGGCAACUACAGUGACAUCUGUUUAAAAUUGUGAGCAUGCAUAGCGUGAUACUAGUGCAUGGGCACGCCCCAUAUAAUAUAUGCCUCUAAAACAUUUAUCUCAACCCAUAAGUGAUUUUUAAUCAAGAGAAAACUGAAAAAAAUAGUAUACAGUCAUUAGCUAUUUGUUUCUAGUUUUUUUUUUAUAUCUCUUGUAAAAUAAAUAUGUCAUGCUAUAAGCCACGCUUAAUGUUUGGUGAAAUAUUUUCAAACUUUCUGAAGUUUCUUCAGCUGUGAAAUAACAUAUGUAUAUCAUGUUCUUGGGUAUGUAAAAAUUCCAUCUUAUCCAGUUGUGGACCUGUGUUUGUAGUUCUACUUUGAAAUCAUCCCAGCAAACCAACGUACAUAUGAUGAAGGUUUUUAAAGUUUUACAGUGUUACUGGACCAAACUUUCUUUCCAUCUUUCUAUAGGAAUGCUGUGAAGUAUCUAUUAAAUAUAACAUUUCUGGCAAAAAAGUCAGUGGUUU